Molecule: messenger RNA, 1233 nt
Organism: Fusarium poae
Lineage: Eukaryota; Fungi; Ascomycota; Sordariomycetes; Hypocreales; Nectriaceae
Exons: 1
Coding region: 1-1233 (410 amino acids)
Biological process (GO): double-strand break repair via homologous recombination
Cellular component (GO): cytoplasm; nucleus; chromosome
Molecular function (GO): four-way junction helicase activity; 3'-5' DNA helicase activity
Source: RefSeq, a predicted model, not a curated record
AUGCAACUCCAGGCACCACUCUAUGUGCGGGCUUCGAGUCAUCGGCUGAACGUGCGGUACUCUGUCUGUCGUGUGCGCAAUGGGCGGGGCGUGAUGGAGGUCAAGAAGCUGGUGGAUAGCCGGCUCCAACAUCUCUCGCCGGGGGAGAAAGGAGUUAUAUACUGCACUAGCCAUGCGAAGUGCAAGGCACUUGCCCUACAACUCGGCUGCCACUAUUAUCACGCCCAGCGCGAUAACACUGAUGCCCAUUUCAUCGCCCAGCGUGAGCAAGGCUUCCAGUCAUGGGUCAAUGGGGAAGCCCCAUAUAUCGUGGCCACUGCAGCUCUAGGCACGGGCAUCGACGUUGCAGGCAUCGUCCACGUCAUUCACCUCGAGGCUCCUUUCAGCAUCAUCGACUACGCUCAGGAGGCGGGGCGGGGUGGGCGAGCUGGGGAGCCUGUCACCGCAGAAAUAGUAGUCGAGGAGAGGGACUGGCCGGUUGAGGACCAUGUCCGGGAUAGCUAUCUAGACCCGAGCACGCGUGAGGUCCACAGAUUAAUCCGGACACAAGGCUGCCGCCGUCGCCUGCUUGGGCAGUGCCUAGAUGGUGACUUACGGGACUGCAAGGAUCUUGACGCCGUCCGAUGCGACAACUGCCGCCACGACGAGCUUCUAUGGAAGAGCGAGUUAACUUCGCAAGGUAUUGUAGCAUCACAUGCCCAGGGAAGGCAGAACGCGCGUGCUCUAGAAUGUUUUGAGGCUGCACUGGGGGAGAUUGAGGAACUUGGCAAGAUGGGUUGCCGCAUCUGCUGGAUGUUUGAGGGCAGGAAGGAGGCCAGGCACCUAUGGGGCACCUGCAACACCACGGCGGACGGGGAUCUGUCAUUCUCUAGCUGCAUGGACUUCCAGGGUCGGGUUAACUAUAAGAAGGAACCGCAGGCACGUUUCCUGAGCUGCUACUACUGCCACGUAUCACAGGCGCUCUGCCGAGAUGGCUAUAAGACGAAGGGGGCCUCGUGCUGGCGGUGGAAACAUACGGUGAUCCCUGUAGCAUUGGCCGCGACGACGGAGGCAGAUCUACUGCUACGGAUACAAGAGGCGGCCGGACGAGAGUUUAAGAGCCGGCAAGACUAUGGGGACUGGCUAGGUCGAAAGCAUACUAAGCGACUAUGCGGGCGGGAGAUGACCAAUGCGAUGGCGGUAUUUAUGAUAGUACUUAAAUGGAGGCAAGAAAAUAAUAAUAAAGGAAAAUAA